UGGCUGUCUUCUUCACCGGGGCCCUUCUUCGCCUGGCCGUUGCUAGUCCCUCACUACUCCCCCGCCUCCACUGCCGAGUUCCACCACCUCUUCCUCUUCCACUCCAAACCCUAACCGUACGCGUCCCCAAUUCCCUCGACCAAACCCGAAGCCCUAAGAUCCGUUCCCCUGCAUGUGGUGCUUGCCCCGUUGGUGGCACCGGCCGAGCUGACUGACUCGCGCCUUCCUUAGGCGCUGCCAUGGGCUGCGUGUGCGGCCGCCCCGCGGCCACCGACGACGGCAGGUGCGUCCAGACGCCUCCGUCGGCUGGUAAGCUGUCGGCGGCGGGAGUGGCCGUGGUAAGGAGGGAGGACGAGGCCCGGAAGCAGGCGCGGGCAAGGGAUGAGGCGCUGGAGAGGAGGCGCGCGGCCGCUAUGGCGAUGGCCGCGUGCCAGGUUAGGAGCCCGGUGCCGAGGGCUGUGGAGGCGGAGCAGAUGGCAGCCGGCUGGCCGCCGUGGCUCGUCUCCGUCGCUGCCGAGGCCGUGCGCGGGUGGGUGCCGCGCCGCGCCGAGUCGUUCGAGAAGCUGGACAAGAUUGGUCAGGGAACGUACAGUAAUGUUUACAGAGCUCGUGAUCUUGAAAAGCAGAAGAUUGUUGCUCUAAAGAAAGUGCGAUUUGAUAAUUUGGAGCCUGAGAGUGUCAAAUUUAUGGCCCGGGAAAUCCUCAUUUUGCGACGGCUUGAUCAUCCAAAUAUCAUCAAGCUGGAAGGUCUAGUAACUUCAAGGAUGUCUUGUAGCUUAUAUCUUGUUUUUGAGUACAUGGAGCAUGACCUAGCUGGUUUAGCUUCUUUUCCUGGAGUAAAAUUGACUGAGCCUCAGGUUAAAUGUUACAUGCAACAGCUACUCCGUGGCCUUGAGCAUUGUCAUAGUCGUCACAUUCUGCACCGUGACAUUAAAGGAUCCAAUCUCUUGAUUGACAACCGAGGGAUAUUGAAGAUAGCUGAUUUUGGCUUAGCAAGUUUCUUCGAUCCUGAACAACGGCACCCUUUGACUAGUCGUGUGGUCACACUUUGGUAUAGACCGCCAGAACUUUUGCUUGGUGCCACGAAUUACGGUGUUGCUGUAGAUCUCUGGAGUACUGGCUGCAUUCUUGCUGAGUUAUAUGCUGGCAAGCCUAUCAUGCCUGGUAGGACAGAGGUCGAGCAGUUACAUAAAAUAUUUAAACUCUGUGGUUCACCAUCAGAGGACUAUUGGAGGAAGUCCAAACUUCCCCAUGCGACAAUUUUUAAGCCGCAACAUCCAUAUGCAAGGCGUGUUACAGACACAUUUAAAGAUUUUCCACCACCUGCCCGGGCAUUAGUAGAUGUUCUUCUUUCAGUUGAUCCUGCAGAACGUCAAACCGCGUCUUCUGCAUUGCAAAGUGAGUUUUUCGCAACAAAACCGUAUGCUUGCAAUCCUUCAAGUUUGCCGAGAUACCCCCCCAGCAAAGAGUAUGAUGCGAAACGACGAGAAGAGGAAAGUCGAAGGCAACGUAUUGCUGGAGGAAAGCAACAUCCUGAAAGACAAACUAGAGAAUCAAAAGCAGUCCCUGCACCUGAAGCGAACGCAGAACUAGCUUCAUCUUUGCAGAAAAGGCAAGCUCAAGCCAAUACCAAGAGCAGGAGUGAGAUGUUCAAUCCUUGCAAAGAAGACUCUGCAUCCGGAUUUCCAAUUGAACCACCCGGAUCAACUCAUGUUAUUGAAUCAUCUGAAGGCUCCAAACAUGUCUACCCUGCAAGAACCUUUCAUUCCGGGCCUCUAGUUAAUCACAAUCAUGCAUCGAAGUCUGGUCCAAGCAAAAAUGGCGGACUUCAUGUACCUUGUGUUGCAGAUCCACCGAAUUUCCCUGUGGUUGUGUCAGGAAGGUCAAAUAUACGUCCAGAUGAUAGCAAUGGAACAGGGGUUACUCAAGCUGAAGCUUUUGCUCAUGGACGGAGGUUGUCUGAAUCUAUCAAUGGGCACUUCGGCAGUAGUGGAAAGUACGAUCAAGUAUUCAACCAGAAAGAUGAAAAGAGUGGCAGGAUGGAUGGAGCUAUUGUAAGCAACCCCAAACUUGAACUGCAAAAGGGCUAUGGAUCCAAAGGCAACAAGAUUCACCAUUCUGGGCCUCUGACCUCCUGCCCUGCGGGCAAUGUUGACGAGAUGCUGAAGGAGAACGACCGGCAAAUCCAAGAAGUAUUCCGGCGAACCCGGGUCGAGAAGUCCAGAGUAAGGAGGACCCAUGGGCACGCCGGAGAAGGGCAUCAUCAGUUUGGCCUAAGAGAUCUCGGUGCCAUCCCGGUCUUCCCUUCCAGCCGCUCCAGCUAUCGAGCGACGCCGCAGUAAGUUCAAGGUGUAGCAAGUAAUUUGGUAGCUUAGGGGCAAAAUCUCUUGGACGUGGGAUUGAAAGAGAAGUUUUAUUGCUUCCUUGUCCCCCUUAAAUCCUGGGGGGUACAUACAUCAUGUUAUGUACAGGAAAGACUGCCGUGUAAUGUUUGUUGGAAUUACCAUGGAGAGUGAAGAAGGUGGUUUGGUAAUUUGGUGGUAAUUUGAGUGUUUAAUGAAAUCUUAUCUGGCAGGUGACCA
Molecule: messenger RNA, 2582 nt
Organism: Brachypodium distachyon (stiff brome)
Lineage: Eukaryota; Viridiplantae; Streptophyta; Magnoliopsida; Poales; Poaceae
Product: probable serine/threonine-protein kinase At1g54610
Exons: 8
Coding region: 240-2342 (700 amino acids)
Biological process (GO): protein phosphorylation; positive regulation of transcription elongation by RNA polymerase II
Cellular component (GO): cyclin-dependent protein kinase holoenzyme complex; nucleus
Molecular function (GO): cyclin-dependent protein serine/threonine kinase activity; RNA polymerase II CTD heptapeptide repeat kinase activity; ATP binding
Source: RefSeq, a predicted model, not a curated record